AUGUGCAUGCCCAGUUCUCUCAACUCCGUCGAUACAUUCCUCGAUUAUGAGCUUGGCAACGACAAAGACAUCUCGCUAGGGACCUACGAUUACUACCUCCGGAAGUAUGACAGAGUUCCCAUGACCGUGCAUGACGCUCGUGGCUACGAGAGCCUGUUCUCGCUGGACCGGAAUGCCUUUGAGUUCGUGAAGCACGAGAGCAAGAUCGCAAAUGGAGCAGACAAUUGGACCGAAGAAGCGAUCAAGGUCGUGGCAUACCCAGAAAUCGUGGAACUGAUCAAGCAACGAACAGGAGCAACCCACGUCAUUCCCGUCAGCCACCGCGUCCGCCACAACACGUUCCAGUCCGUCGUCGACAAGGCCAGAAUCGCGCAUGAGACUGGCAAAGGAAUGGACCAUAUCGGAUCAGAUGCGCCACCAUCCUACAUGGUCCACGUCGACCAAUCCUACGACGGCGCCCCGUGCUGGCUCCGCGACAAUCGCUCCACAGCGCCUCCAGAUGCAUCCCGCUCAGCAAUCAUAAACGUCUGGCGCCCGCUCCGCCAAGUCCACCGAGACCCCUUUGCUGUCUGCGACGGCAGCACUGUACCCGAUAGCGACCUCAUACCCAUGCGAACACUUCUCUCCAAUGGAAAUGGCGGACGAUACGCAGGCUUGAUUCAACCUGGAGGCGGUGAUGAGAUGGAGUUGUGGGUCGUCAAGCGUGCUGCUGAAGGGAAGAAACAGCAUCACUGGUGGUAUCUGCAUGAAAUGAACCCUGAUGAGGUUGUUCUGUUGAAGUGCUUCGACUCGGAUACGAGCAGGUGCAGACGUGCGCCGCAUUGCGGGUUCGAGGAUCCGAAAUAUGGUGGGGAGGAAUGGGCCGCGAGGGAGAGUCUUGAGGUGAGAUGCGCGGUGUUCUGGGCGGAUGGGGAGGAAGAGGUUGAGGGAGGUCCGGUCAAGAGCGCGUGA
Cyphellophora attinorum is the source of this 951-nucleotide messenger RNA. RefSeq lists its product as uncharacterized. The coding region runs from base 1 to 951 and encodes 316 amino acids. Gene Ontology annotation, molecular function: oxidoreductase activity. Lineage: Eukaryota; Fungi; Ascomycota; Eurotiomycetes; Chaetothyriales; Cyphellophoraceae. The record is from RefSeq and is a predicted model, not a curated record. The transcript has 2 exons.